CGCUAGCAUAGCAAGCUACCGAGCUAACUAGAUAGCCUCUCCAGUUUACUUAUUCUAACCCUCAGAAAGUGUUUCAAAACGGGGUGGGGAAACAGUGCAAAGAAGCCAAAAACGUACCACUUCCACACAGAAUGAGAGGAGAACUUUUUUCCGCUGGAUUUCAGCCAUGGCAUUUCGGCUCGGCAGCGUGGAAGACGUGAGAGGCCCUGAUCCAGCCUGACGAGCAGCAGAAACACGCAAAAGGAAACGCCACCAGCGACGCCACAGCAGACCAACUUUCUUGACAUUUAUCUUCAGCAACCAGUUAAGCAGACAGCGGGGGCAGCCAUGCUGAUCAUCUUACUCCUCAUCAUCCUAUUCCAUGUGGCUGCAGCCGUCCUGCUCUUUGUUGCAACCAUACACAACGCAUGGUGGGUGGUGUCGCCGCCUGGACGGGACGUCAUCUACUCGGACCUGUGGUACUCCUGCAAUGCCACCUGUUACCCCGUGGAGAAGAGCCAUACGCCUGACGCAGCCUACCUGCAGACAGUCCAGGCCACCAUGAUCCUGGCCACCAUUUUAUGCUGCAUCAGCUUCUUUGUCUUCAUUCUUCAGCUCUUCAGGCUCAAGCAAGGAGAGAGAUUCAUCUUCACUGCUAUUAUUCAGAUAUUGGCCUCUCUGUGUGUGAUGAUCGCGGCGUCCAUUUACACGGCUGAGAACAAGUCCUUCCAUGUGACCAGUCUCCACGACGGCUCUUACGGAUCCUCCUACAUUUUGGCCUGGGUCAGCUUCCCAAUGACUCUAAUCAGUGGCGUCAUGUAUCUGGUGCUCAGGAAACGCAAGUAGGCGUCACGGCGUCGGCACACGGGCGUACGUACCACUCGGAUGUAGGUUAUCGAGGAAAACAAAUGUGCAGUAUGUUCACGUUGCAGUAUCGCUAGCGUAAUACCACGCAUCCUGUAUCACAAAAAAGUACAAUGAAUCUCACUGGGUGGAUUUAUAGCUACGAAAACAUCGUUCAGGAUACAUUUUUAUUGUAUGAACUGUUGUGUCAAUUUGCAAUUCAGGUUUGGCAAGUGUCAUGUGAUUUCCCCAGCUAGAAGUAUUGCUCCGCCAAAGGCCAAUUUGCAUAAAAUCUAGGUGAACGUCGACUCCAUGAGCUGUUCUACACAGCUAUGAAAAGAGGACUAACAACAACCGGGUGCUAAUCUGACCUUUUAGUUUACUAGUUACUAGCCACAGUCAUGUGACCUGCUUCCCAAAGUAUACUUACGGCACACUGUCUGAUCAAUUUGUACAUUUCUGGAAUAUAUGGUUUAAAAUCCACUGGAACCUUGGUUAGCGUCCUUCAUCCGGCCAAAACGUACUCUAACCAAAAGUUUCCCGCAAUCAAUGAAUCCGCUCUAGAAAGCCAAAAAUGUUAACACAAAACAUGUUUUUAAACUUUUACAAUGAUAGUUUUACAUGCAGAAAACACUUGGACAUGCAUAUUAAGGACGAAUGCCAGCGAUAAAUGAACAUUUCACGUCACAGCUAUGAGUUAUUGAAUUCAACAGUGUUUCUCACUUGCUUUAUCAAAAUCCUGGCACUUGCAACUUUUCUUAAGUUCUGUUGUGGGUUAUUUUGCAGCCGUGAUCAAAAGGAAAGCAGAGACUUGUGGCGUAACGGUGUUGGCUAGCGAAGAACUACAGAGCCACCCGCUGAUGACAUCAUAGACAGCCAUGGAGGUGGUUUCAGUUUCCCGUUUCCAUGUAUUAGCAAGCUAAUAGGCUGCCAACAAGAAUGUUUUUACUUAAAAAUACACGGUUGUACUCAGGCAGUGCAUUAAUAACACAAAAAUAUCGUACGCAAAGCCAAUUUUUUUGGUACAUUUUUUUAUGUUAACCUAAAAUCAUGCUGACCGAGGUUCCACUGUAUUACUGUACAAAGAUAAUAGCAUGCUAACACAGACGUUUUGUGAUAAAAAAAUACAUUAACGCAAAACGAGGCAAAAUUUUGGUGUAAAUUUUUUAUGUUAACCAAAAAACACGCUAACCGGGCCGUAUGCGGUAUGAGGUUGUACUGUGUUAGCAAGCUAAUAUCAUGCUAACAAGGACAUUUUGUGAUAAAAAUGCAGUGUUUUAAUAACAAUACACGACGCUGCGCCAUAUUGUAGGCUAACCGGAAAAUAUACACAAAUAAGUCAAAAUGUUGGUAUAGAUUUUUGAUGUUAACUGAAAAACUCGCUAACUGGGCCGUACGCUAACUGAGGUGCCACUGUAUUAGCAAGCUAAUGGCCUGCUAACAAGGAUGUUUUGUGAUUAAAAAUUCAUGAAGGAAACAGUUGAACUCAUGCAGUGUAUUAAUAUCGUCAUAUUGUAUGCCAACAUUUUUUGUCGUUAACCAAAAAACACCAACCGUGGUCCCACUGUAUUCCAGUAAAAAAAACAAAAAAAACAAAAAAAAAACACACACACACACACACGUUGGUUUUGUCUCACUGGGUCCACACCUUUUUUCCUGAGAAGCUAUUAACAAAUGAACCAUUUUGUACAUAUAUAUUUGCUGUGUAUGUGUAGCAUAGUUAUUCUAAGACUGAAGUACUAAUGUCUUUAAUAACGAGUAGUAAAGCGUAUGUUAACCAUAGCAUAGAGGAAGUCUAGCGAUAUGAUUUGUAGGAUUUGGACAUGUUGUCUGUGACUGCGUCUGUUUUAACGGUGAACACGUAAAGCGAUGAUGUGCUGUGAUAUUUGGGAUUUAAACAUGCAAACUUGAAAUAGGAAUGUGUGCUUAUUAUUAUUAUUUUUUUGUCACUGUUAUAUAUUAUUUUGUCCUCAACCAGAAGUAAAGUGACACAAAAUCUAUUUAUUAAGACAAUUGUAGCACAUAUUAACAUGACAUUAUUCUAUGUGCAUGUGUCUCUGAUGAUAUGUGUGCCAUUGCAUUGUGCCUCCCGACAGUACCAUCGAUAUUUGCUUACAAUGUAGCACUAAUUUUUUAAAUCUUUUUCUUGGUGUGGUUUUAACAUAGAAUCUUUUUUUUUUUUUAAUUUGGAAACAAUGUACAACAAUGUAGUAAUGUGCAGAGUUCAGCUACAUGAUCAGUGAUGCACUGGCUUGUUUUGUCACGAUUCUAUUUCUUUCAAACCUGAUAACUCUCUAGCCUGACUCCAAUAAAGAUUCAGGGAAAUGGAUGGAAGGGCUUGGCUCUGCUAUGUCGAGAUGCUACUUGGAACAUGAUCAAAGUAACAUUUUGGGCAUGAUGGUUUUUUUUUGUUUGUUUGGUUUUUUU
This is a messenger RNA of Dunckerocampus dactyliophorus (ringed pipefish), 3249 nucleotides long. It is a transcript of the gene emp2, whose product is annotated as epithelial membrane protein 2. The transcript has 5 exons. The coding region runs from base 328 to 825 and encodes 165 amino acids. The record is from RefSeq and is a predicted model, not a curated record. NCBI's taxonomy places the organism in Eukaryota, Metazoa, Chordata, Actinopteri, Syngnathiformes, Syngnathidae. Gene Ontology annotation, cellular component: plasma membrane.